CUAUUCCUCCUUCCCUCGAACCUAAGCCCAUUUUGAAACCUCUCUCUUGGAUCGCAUCGCCAUUUUUUGAUCUCUUUCUCCCAUUUUCCCCUUUUUUCUUCACUCAGAUCAAAGAAAUUUCCAAAAUCUUCAACACCCACUCCCCCAUUUUGUCUCCAAACUUCGUUUUGUCCAAAGAUUUCUGCGGGCGGCCUCAUUCGACCUUCUGGGUUGCUCUCCAAUGGCUUCCUUCACGGUCCCAUGCCCCAAGGCUUCCACGCUCGCCGGUUUCGGGUCCACUGCGCAGAAGAAUUGGAAUCACGGCCACAUUAAGCAGACGCUUUCGCUCAAUCGCCGUGGAUUUAGUGGAUCUUCUCUUGUGGAAUCGCCAUUCUCUGGGAUUGAGGGGCUAAACAAGAAGAAAUCUUCUGGUCUAAUUGUGUAUGCACUUAAUGAGGUGGUUGUUGGAAAAUCUUCAAACUCUGCACCUGUGCUUGUUUCUCCACCUGGGAAUGCGCCAUCUGGAGGGAAAGUCGACUCUGCAAUUGUGGUUUCUGAUCAAAGUUCUCUUCCAGACAAGUCGUCGAUUUCCACCUUCAUGAGCCAAGUUUCAGAUCUCAUCAAACUCGUUGACUCGAGAGACAUCAUGGAACUCCAACUGAAGCAACAGGAUUGCGAAAUUGUAAUACGAAAAAAAGAAGCUCUACAGCCACCUGCAGCUGCACCUGGGCCCGCUCCAUACAUGACACUGCCACCACCUCAAGCACACAGCACGUUUGCACCUCCACCGACACCGUCAUCAGCACCAGCGCCUGCUUCUGCUCCUGCUGCGCCCUCAAGCCCGCCCCCUGCAGUAAAAGCAGGCAGUUCUCAUCCACCUUUGAAAUGCCCCAUGGCUGGAACAUUUUAUCGAUGCCCAGGACCUGGCGAACCACCAUUCGUUAAGGUGGGAGAUAAAGUGCAGAAAGGGCAAGUCAUAUGUAUCAUUGAAGCCAUGAAGCUAAUGAAUGAGAUUGAGGCUGAUCAAUCUGGAACUGUAACUGAAAUAUUGGCCGAGGAUGGGAAACCAGUCAGCGUAGACACGCCUCUUCUUGUGAUCGUACCUUGAUUACUUUCCUCUCGAGGAUGACCUUUCCAUCCAUUGCCCUUUUUUUAGGUUCAAAUUUGUUAUAGAAAUUACGCACUUUUGCAAGUUUGUGUACUUUAACUAAAUAAAGACAUCCUUUUUUGUUGAUUGAAUAUGGUCUCUUACAUUUCC
Molecule: messenger RNA, 1237 nt
Organism: Momordica charantia (bitter melon)
Lineage: Eukaryota; Viridiplantae; Streptophyta; Magnoliopsida; Cucurbitales; Cucurbitaceae
Gene: BCCP2
Product: biotin carboxyl carrier protein 2
Biological process (GO): fatty acid biosynthetic process
Cellular component (GO): acetyl-CoA carboxylase complex
Molecular function (GO): acetyl-CoA carboxylase activity
Source: RefSeq, a predicted model, not a curated record